AUGACAGUUACUGACAGAUGCACCAAAUGGACCGGGACCACAACGCAUCGUCCAAUUCCCCGAGAAGUUGAUGCACGGAACUAUUUGACAGCACGCGGACCAAAAUAUGGAUGGCCCGUCAAAGACACUAAAGUCACUAAGCACCUACAAGUUAAGGCACAAAAGGUCAAGGACUUGCUGGUGGAGUUGGAAGCCAAGAAACAGCUGAGGGAGGAGAGACGGGAAAAUGACUACCCCAGUUUGAGUCCCUACCCUGGGCCGAGUACUGAGAAGAUUAUAAAUAACAGGCACAUGACCAAGGCUCAAAAGGAUCAGGCUUAUGUGGAGAAACAUGUAAACAGUUGCAGAACGAUGAUCUAUGAUUUGAAGAGACUGUUUGAUGGACAACCAGCCCAGUCCCAUCCCAGGGAACAGGCAUGGAGGCAAGAGCUAGCUAACAUUGAGAAGAGACUGACUCUCCCGAAGACGGUGAUAGCUGUGGUAGGGAACACAGGAGAAGGAAAGUCCAGCCUGAUAAACGCUGUGCUCGACCAUCACAAUGUCCUGCCUACUUCCAGCAUGCGGGCGUGUACAGCUGUCGUGGUAGAGGUUGUUCGUAAUUCAGCUAGCAAUAUAUUCGAGGCAGAUAUCGAGUUCAUGAAGAAAAAGGAAUGGUUUGAUGAGAUACAGAUCCUGCUGAAGGAUCUCACAGGGCUAGACUGCACAAUCAAGAAGAAUGCGCCUGACCCAGCGUCAGAUGCAUACGUCUCCUACUGCAAGGUCAAGGCUGUUUACGGAAGGAUCGACUCCUUUGAGAGCCUGUCCAGAAUUACCACCAUUACCCACUGUCUUGGCAGGGUCAAGGUGAUCAAGGAAAAUAAUCCUGAAGCAUUCCGCCGCCAAGUGGAGAAGUACAUAGAGACUCAGGAUCCAGUUGCUGAAGGUCAAUACUGGCCGAUAGUGAAGCACGUAAGACUACGAAUACCCAAGUGUGAUGUGUUCAGUAGUGGGACCGCACUAGUCGAUCUACCGGGGGUGAGGGACUCGAACGCUGCCAGGGAUAAGAUUGCAAAGGAUUACCUGAAGAACUGCACAGCUGUAUUGGUAGUCUCCAGUAUCAACAGAGCGGUCUAUGACAAGGUGGCGAAAGACUUGCUAGGAGAGAAAUUUCGACGCCAGUUGCUCAUGGAUGGACAAUACGGCAAUAUCGCCUUCAUUUGCACCAAAACAGAUGUCCUCAUGCCCUCAGAAAUCAUCAGGUCACUUAAUCUUGAAGAGAAAACCAAAGAAUAUGAAGUUAAGGUGAAAAACAUGGAGAAUGAGAAGGCUGCUCUUGACAUUGAAAUCACUAACGUCAACAAAUUGUUACCAGGACUACGAAAGAGUAUAGAGAAGCAGAAAAAUGAAGCUCGGCCAAUAAGGGACACUCUGGCUAAGAUUGACUCCCUGCUAGAACCAGCAGAAGGGAAACAGGAUGAGGCGAAGUUUGCUAUGACAGGGGGAACAUGUGUGCAUGUACUUUGAAGGUUACAUUACAG
Mya arenaria is the source of this 1517-nucleotide messenger RNA. RefSeq names its product nuclear GTPase SLIP-GC-like. The transcript has 9 exons. The record is from RefSeq and is a predicted model, not a curated record. The coding region runs from base 1 to 1503 and encodes 500 amino acids. NCBI's taxonomy places the organism in Eukaryota, Metazoa, Mollusca, Bivalvia, Myida, Myidae.